AUGAACCUAGAACUUGAACAGUGGCCAAGAUUAGAAAUUCGACCCUUGAAACCAGAAAUUACCAUAACUUACAUUGCCGUUUCAGCUAUAUUCUUUAACAGUGGACUCUCCUUAAAAACUGAGGAGCUGACAAGUGCUUUGAUGCAUGUGAAACUACACCUUUUUGUCCAGAUUUUUACACUUGUGUUCUUCCCAACAGCAAUAUGGGUCUUUCUUCAGCUAUUAUCAAUCACACCCAUAAAUGAAUGGCUUUUAAAAGGCUUGCAGACAGUAGGCUGCAUGCCACCUCCUGUGUCUUCUGCUGUAAUUUUAACCAAAGCUGUUGGUGGAAAUGAGGCAGCUGCUAUAUUUAAUUCCGCUUUUGGAAGUUUUUUGGGCAUUGUUAUAACUCCACUUCUGCUUUUGCUUUUUCUUGGAUCAUCCUCCUCUGUGCCUUUUACAUCUAUAUUCUCGCAGCUGUUUAUGACUGUUGUAGUCCCUCUUAUUAUUGGACAGAUUGUCCGAAGAUACAUCAAGGACUGGCUUGAAAGGAAGAAGCCUCCAUUUGGUGCUAUCAGCAGCUGUGUGCUCCUGAUGAUCAUCUACACAACGUUCUGUGAUACUUUUGCCAAUCCAAAUAUCGACCUGGAUAAAUUUAGCUUGAUCAUAAUAGUGUUCAUAAUAUUUUCUGUUCAGAUGAGCUUCAUGUUUUUGACUUUCCUCUUCUCCACAAGGAAUAACUCUACUUUCACACCAGCAGACACAGUGGCUAUCGUCUUCUGUUCCACACACAAAUCCCUCACCCUGGGGAUUCCCAUGCUGAAGAUUGUAUUUGCAGGUUAUGAGCACCUGUCCUUAAUUUCUGUCCCCUUGCUCAUCUAUCAUCCUGCUCAGAUUCUUCUUGGCAGCCUGUUGGUACCAACGAUAAAAUCCUGGAUGGUUUCUAGGCAAAAGGCACUGAAGUUAACCAGGCAGCCCAAAGCACCCGUGAAGCUCACGGAGUGUUAAUGUGAGAAGCCUGUAUCUUUCCAGCUCGGCUGUCUGGG
Messenger RNA from Manacus vitellinus (golden-collared manakin), 1025 nucleotides. It is a transcript of the gene SLC10A7, whose product is annotated as solute carrier family 10 member 7. Gene Ontology annotation, cellular component: plasma membrane. The transcript is spliced from 13 exons. NCBI's taxonomy places the organism in Eukaryota, Metazoa, Chordata, Aves, Passeriformes, Pipridae. Bases 1 to 987 code for a protein of 328 amino acids. The record is from RefSeq and is a predicted model, not a curated record.